Molecule: messenger RNA, 2999 nt
Organism: Helianthus annuus (common sunflower)
Lineage: Eukaryota; Viridiplantae; Streptophyta; Magnoliopsida; Asterales; Asteraceae
Product: ABC transporter G family member 22
Exons: 11
Coding region: 952-2748 (598 amino acids)
Cellular component (GO): membrane
Molecular function (GO): ATP hydrolysis activity; ABC-type transporter activity; ATP binding
Source: RefSeq, a predicted model, not a curated record
GAAGUUAAGGUGUGUAUAAACCUUUGAGUUCUCUAGCAUCUUAUCAUAUACGCGCAAUUUCUUUUCCGUCGAUAUUUCCUCUAGUUUGCACUUGAAUUCUUUUGUAUCUGUUUGUUCAGUUAAUUCUAUAGCCUUUUCCAUUGCUUUGCGAAAAGAAACUCUAAUUUUAUAUCGUCUAGUUACAAAAUUCUGAAAGAAUAUUAGGGUUUUCAUACAUGCAUUGUGUUUGUCAACUUCUCGUUUCUUGAACAUGAUAAAGUAUCUCUCUAGUCGGGUCGAUAAGGAUCAACACCCUAAUGCUUCUUUAUGAUCUAAUAAGUGAUCGAGUUGGCAAACAACAUGGAGAAUCCGGAUUCGAUUUCAGGGUUAUCCAGAACCCAAUCUGAUCAACUAACCAUGAAAUCCACGAUUUCAAGCGAGGUUACGAAAGAGGUGGACAGAACACUUUCAAGAAAGUCUAGCAGAAAUCAAGUGCUUGCAUCAUCAGGAAGAAUUGGCAACAGUGGAAGGAACACACACAUUAAGAGAGGGAAGAGUGCUCAAAUGAAGUUUGAACACGAUGAUGUUGGUAGCGGAGCCGUCCUGAGUCGGGCCUCUAGCGCGAGCUUAGGGUUCUCAUUCUCACUUGCUGGAUUCACUAUGCAACCAGAUGAAAUUGCUGAUCUUACACCUUUUAGUGAGGAUGAUAUCCCUGAAGACAUCGAAGCAGGCACGCGUAGUAAGUUUCAGACCGAACCUACCAUGCAAAUCUAUCUAAAGGCAAAGAUGGAGGUUUUUCUUUGAGAACAAUGCGAGACGUUGUCACUUGUCCGGUUCAGUCUUGUACAGAAUCUCAUGUUGUAUGGUAUUUAUGUACAAGACUAAUUUGCAUUAAAAACAAAUAAAAUAAAAACAAGAGAAGUAAGCAAACCGGGUCUCGCUAAAUGUGGUAUAAACUAUUGGUUAUUUUAUAUGAAAAAUGUUAUAAAAAUGCAGUUUACAGAAGUGACAUACAAGAUAAUAACCAGAGGAGUGACAUCAACUGAAGAAAAAAAUAUUUUGAAAGGAAUAAAUGGGGCGGUUAAUCCUGGAGAAGUUUUGGCCCUCAUGGGUCCAUCAGGAAGUGGGAAAACUACUCUCUUAAGCAUGCUUGGUGGGCGACUCACGGAUCAUAAUAUGGGAGGAUCCAUCACUUAUAAUGAUCAACCGUACUCCAAGUCACUAAAGAGCCGGAUCGGUUUUGUGACUCAAGAUGAUAUUUUGUUUCCGCAUCUAACGGUGAAAGAAACAAUAACUUAUGCUGCUCUUUUGAAACUACCGAAGACCUUGACAAAACAAACGAAAGUAAAACAAGCCGAAGAUGUUAUUCGUGAACUUGGUUUAGAGAGGUGCCAAGAUACUAUGAUAGGCAACUCGUUUGUUAGGGGAGUUUCAGGUGGAGAAAGAAAACGUGUUUCCAUUGGAAAUGAGAUCAUAAUCAAUCCUUCUGUCUUGUUCCUUGAUGAACCCACCUCCGGUUUGGAUUCUACAACUGCUUUGAGAAUCAUUGAACUUUUACAAGACAUAGCAGAGGCGGAGAAGACGGUGAUUACCACGAUUCACCAACCAUCAAGCAGACUAUUCCACAAGUUUGACAAGUUAAUUCUACUUGGUAAAGGAAGCUUGUUGUACUUUGGGAAGGCUUCGGAAGCUAUGGGAUAUUUUUCAUCAAUUGGAUUUUGUCCCUUAAUGUCCAUGAACCCAGCUGAAUUCUUGCUAGAUCUUGCAAAUGGGAAUACAAAUGAUGUUUCUCUUCCACCUGAACUAGAUGAUAAACUACAUUUAGGGAGUUCAAGGAGAGAAACAAUGAGUGGGAAGCCUUCUUCAACAGCUGUUCAUGAGUAUUUAGUGGAGGCAUGUGCAACAAAUCUGGCUGAUGAAAUAAAACGAAAGCUCGCAAUUCGUACAUCAACCGAUCGAGAAAUGAAGGCAAACAUACAUUCAGUGAAACGAGAAUGGGGAGCGACCUGGACAGAGCAGUUUACCAUAUUGUUUUGGAGAGGGAUUAAAGAAAGAAGACAUGAUUAUUUUAGUUGGUUAAGAAUCAUGCAAAUCAUCGCAACUGCGGUCAUCUUGGGACUUCUUUGGUGGCGAUCAGAUGUUCAUAGCCCAAAAGAUAUCCAGAAUCAGGCAGGAUUGCUUUUUUUCAUUGCUGUGUUUUGGGCGUUUUUCCCAGUUUUUACAGCAAUUUUUACAUUUCCUCAAGAACGCGCAAUGCUGAAAAAAGAGAGAGCUGCUGAUAUGUACAAGCUCAGUGCGUAUUUCAUUGCUAGGACGACGAGUGAUAUCCCGCUAGAUCUUAUUCUUCCAUUGAUCUUCCUGCUGAUUGUUUAUUUCAUGGCGGGCCUCCUAUUAACCGCUCAAGCGUUUUUCCUAACUAUGCUUAUAGUCUUUUUGUGCAUUGUUGCUGCUCAGGGGCUUGGACUUGCUAUUGGUGCUGCAGUGAUGGAUUUAAACAAAGCAACAACUAUGGCUUCUGUAGUUGUAAUGGCUUUCAUGUUGGCUGGUGGUUUUUUCGUGAAGGAUGUUCCGGUUUUCAUAUCUUGGUUAAGUUAUUUGUCAUUCAACUAUCAUACAUACAGACUUAUUCUUAAAGUGCAAUAUGGGCAUAUAAGUUCUGUAGUUGAUGGGAUAGAAUUAGACAGCGGGUUGAAGGAAGCGGGUGCACUGGCGGCCAUGGCUAUCACCUACCGUAUCUUGGCAUACAUGUCUUUGCGACGAGCGGCUUAAUAUGGAUAUUUUGAUCAUCAACAAGAACUGAAGAAUAUGUAGUAUGUAUGUAUGUAUGUAUGUAUGUAUGUAUGUAUGUAUGUAUGUAUGAAUGAAUGUAUGUAUUUGCAAGGUAAGCAUGGGGAUACUAAAGAACAUGCAAAUAAGUAGGUAUGGAAGAAGAAUAUAUCAUCUUCUUUGAAACUGUGUAGAGGUUUACUUGCUAAUUGCUAUUGUAUGCAAUGAGAAUUGUAACUAUAUAUUUACUGGCA